Messenger RNA from Candida dubliniensis CD36, 1074 nucleotides. RefSeq names its product homoserine kinase (gene THR1). Gene Ontology annotation, biological process: L-threonine metabolic process. Gene Ontology annotation, molecular function: homoserine kinase activity; ATP binding. Lineage: Eukaryota; Fungi; Ascomycota; Pichiomycetes; Serinales; Debaryomycetaceae. The coding region runs from base 1 to 1074 and encodes 357 amino acids. The record is from RefSeq and is a predicted model, not a curated record. The transcript has a single exon.
AUGAGCAUUUCUUCGUUUAAAAUCAAAGUUCCAGCAUCAUCGGCUAAUAUAGGGCCAGGUUUUGAUGUUUUAGGUAUAGGUUUAGAACUUUAUUUAACCAUUACUGUCACUAUUGAUCCUAAUAUUGAUACUUCAUCUGAUCCUCAUCAUGCCUUAUUAAGUUAUGAAGGAGAUGGGAAAGUUCCUUUUGAAUCUAAUGAAAAUUUAAUUACUCAAACAGCAUUAUAUGUUAUGAGAUGUAAUGGUAUUAAAGAUUUCCCUCGAGGAACUCAUAUUCACGUUAAUAAUCCAAUUCCAUUAGGUCGAGGAUUAGGAUCACUGGCAAGUGCUAUUGUUGCUGGAGUAUAUUUAGGUAAUGAAAUUGGGAAUUUAAAAUUAGACAAAUAUCGAUUAUUGGAUUAUUGUCUUAUGAUUGAAAGACAUCCAGAUAAUAUUGCUGCUGCUAUGCUUGGAGGAUUUAUUGGAUCUUAUCUUAAUGAAUUAUCAUCAAAAGAUUCACAGUUAACCACCGUCCCAUUAGAAUAUAUUUUACCAAAAAUUAACCAGGGACAAAUUAUUACUCCACAAGAUAAAAUUAUUUGUCAACCACCACCAGUUAAUAUUGGUCAAUAUGUUAGAUAUAAUUGGAAUAAAAAAAUUAAAUGUCUUACUAUAAUCCCUAAUUUUGAAUUAUCAACUGAUCUUUCUCGUUCAGUAUUACCAAAGAAUUAUCAAUUACAAGAUAUUGUUUAUAAUUUACAAAGAAUUGCCAUUUUAACAACAGCUUUAACUCAAGAUCCUCCAAGUCAUAAAUUGAUUUAUCAAUCUAUGAAAGAUAAAUUACAUCAACCUUAUAGAUUUGGAUUAAUCCCUGGAUUGAAUAAUGUUUUAAUGAAAAUAACUCCAGAAAAUUAUCCUGGAUUAUGUGGGAUUUGUUUAUCAGGUGCUGGUCCAACUAUUUUAUGUCUUGCUACUGAUGGAUUUGAAAAAAUUGCUAAUGAUGUCAUUGAAAUAUUUAAACAAGAAGGUAUUGAAUGUAAUUCAAAAUUAUUAGAUUUAGCUUAUGAUGGUGCAACAGUUGAAUAUAGAAGUUAA